Messenger RNA from Papaver somniferum (opium poppy), 1353 nucleotides. Its product is annotated as cinnamoyl-CoA reductase 2-like. The transcript is spliced from 6 exons. The coding region runs from base 190 to 1191 and encodes 333 amino acids. NCBI's taxonomy places the organism in Eukaryota, Viridiplantae, Streptophyta, Magnoliopsida, Ranunculales, Papaveraceae. Gene Ontology annotation, molecular function: oxidoreductase activity, acting on the CH-OH group of donors, NAD or NADP as acceptor. The record is from RefSeq and is a predicted model, not a curated record.
UUCUGAGGUCAGAGAAGAUAAGUUAGUACGCAGUGACCACAUGGGCAUGCUAUAAACAUCUCAUUCAUCGUUACGAAAGCUUCAAUUAAUCGAUCUACCGAAUUGUAAUUGUAAAAGCAACUACUUUCCCAAGGAAAACUAGCUUUUCCAUUUGGUUUCAAGUAUCAGAACAGAACCAGUUAGAGAGAUAUGGUGGACAAGGAGAGAGUUUGUGUUACUGGUGCAGGAGGAUUUGUAGCAUCCUGGAUUGUGAAGUUUCUCCUUUACAAAGGCUACAUUGUCCAUGGAACUACUAGAAAUCCAAGUGAUGAAAAGAAUGCUCAUUUGAAAAUAUUGGACAAUGCCACUGAAAACCUCAAACUCUUCAAGGCAGACUUGCAGGACUACAGAAGCCUCUGUGCCGCCAUCACAGGCUGCACCGGAGUUUUCCAUGUUGCCAGUCCAGUUCCUGUGGGUCCUGUAGCCAACCCUGAGGUGGAGGUUAUCGAGCCUGUUAUAACGGGGACGCGUAAUGUAUUAAGGGCAUGCAGCGAGAUGAAAGUGAAGAGGGUUGUGGUUGUAUCAUCUAUUGCUGCUGUCAUUAUUAACCCCAAUUGGCCAAAGGAUCAACCCAUGGACGAGACAUGCUGGUCUGACGAGGAACACUGCAAAAGGGUCCAGAAUGAGUACUACCUCGCCAAAACAGUCUCAGAAAGUGAGGCGUUGCAUUAUGCAAAGACAAAGAACCUUGAUAUCAUAACGAUCUGUCCAUCCCUUACUUUUGGGCCAAUGUUGCAGUCCGAGUUGAAUUCUUCUAGCAUGAUUCUUGCCAAAAUUUUGAAAGAUGAAUGUGAGACAAUGUUAAACAUUGUACGGUGGGUCGUUGAUGUGCGUGAUGUUGCUCAAGCAGUUCUGCUGGCAUAUGAGAAGCCUGAAGCAGAAGGGAGAUAUAUUUGUUCGGCCUUCUCGGUCGAAAAGCAAGAUUUUGUCGACAAGCUGAAGGGCAUCUAUCCAAACUUCUCUCCAAUGAAGAUUCCUGUGGAAGAGAAGUAUCAGGAGUUGAACUGUGAGAAACUAAAGAAAUUGGGAUGGACAACCAGACCGUUAACCCUCACUGACUCAGUUCAAAACUACCUGGAGAAGGGAAUUUUAGACACUCAUUUGCUUAAAAACAUUUUGAAGGCUUACAUUUCGUUCUUGUCAUUUGGUUGAAUUCAUCGGUACCAAAUCAAUUUUCAAAAGUUCUCAGAUAAAACAAAUCAAUGUGCGAGACAUGAUUGAUCAGUUAUGUAAUUGGGGCCUCCUUGUUUAUCCAUUCAUUUGUUUGUUUCUGUAUUGACCACCUUCAGCUGUUGAAUCAAUUUGUGUGUGAUA